Messenger RNA from Funneliformis mosseae, 372 nucleotides. The record is from the annotation of a GenBank genome assembly. NCBI's taxonomy places the organism in Eukaryota, Fungi, Glomeromycota, Glomeromycetes, Glomerales, Glomeraceae.
AUGAGAUAUCUCAAUUGGGUAGACAUCUCUCUUUCCUUUAAAGUGAUCGGUUGUAGACACCAAGCUUUUAAGGUGCCUAUAACACCUCCAACCAGUGUAGUCAUGGGACAUUCUCUAAAUUCUUGGGAUACAUCACACUGCCUCGAGAUUUUGAAGAACCAUACCACGAAUCAAGGUUCACCAUUCAGCCCUACGAUUGUCGUGGAGAUUGAUGACAUAAAAGCACGAAACUCAAAACGAACAGAUUCCAAAUUCAAAAAAACUUACUUGCGUCAAAUACAUCCGUUGAGCUCGGAAUACCGUAAGCUGCAAGCUGACAGUCUUCUGGAUGCGCUUCUUAAAGAUGGAAAAAUUAGAAUGACAACUGCUUAG